Molecule: messenger RNA, 3509 nt
Organism: Coffea eugenioides
Lineage: Eukaryota; Viridiplantae; Streptophyta; Magnoliopsida; Gentianales; Rubiaceae
Product: N-terminal acetyltransferase A complex auxiliary subunit NAA15
Exons: 26
Coding region: 224-2902 (892 amino acids)
Biological process (GO): N-terminal peptidyl-methionine acetylation
Cellular component (GO): cytoplasm
Molecular function (GO): protein binding; protein-N-terminal amino-acid acetyltransferase activity
Source: RefSeq, a predicted model, not a curated record
UUGCUAAGUUGCUCGCUCCAGUGUUCUCUCUCUUGAGUAGGGUUGCAGUAGAUAAACGCCACCUCCCUCCCAUUUUUUAGACUCAUACUCCGUCGUCUAUUCUUUUCCUCCGGCGCCCUAUAAAUACUACUGCCACCUUACCAGUUUCGAUCAGUUAUUCCUCUUUCGUCUCUUGCCGCCCAGUCUCUCCCCUUAGGGGUUUCCUCUCUCGUGUUCAACUGCCAUGGGCACCUCACUUCCUUCUAGGGAGGGUAACCUCUUCAAAUUGAUUGUGAAAUCAUAUGAAACGAAGCAGUAUAAAAAGGGGUUGAAGGCAGCCGAUUCAAUUUUAAAGAAGUUUCCCAAUCAUGGAGAAACGCUUUCGAUGAAAGGAUUGACAUUGAAUUGCCUAGACCGCAAACCAGAAGCUUAUGAACUUGUUCGACGAGGUUUGAAGAAUGACCUUAAAAGUCACGUUUGCUGGCAUGUUUAUGGUCUUCUGUAUCGGUCUGACAGAGAGUACAGGGAGGCAAUCAAAUGCUACCGUAAUGCACUUAGGAUUGAUCCUGACAACAUUGAAAUACUUCGUGACCUGUCUCUUUUACAGGCACAAAUGCGUGAUUUGGAUGGUUUUGUUGAAACAAGACAACGACUGCUCACUUUGAAACCAAACCACCGCAUGAACUGGAUAGGCUUUGCUGUAGCCCAUCACUUGAACUCAAAUGGAUCAAAAGCCAUAGAAAUCCUUGAAGCAUAUGAAGGAACUCUGGAUGAUGAUCAUCCGCCAGAUAAUGAGCGUUGUGAGCAUGGGGAAAUGCUUUUGUACAAGAUAUCUUUGCUUGAGGAGAGUGGGCUUCUUGAGAGAGCUCUCGAGGAAUUGCACAAGGAGGAGUCCAAAAUUGUUGAUAAACUGGCCUACAAGGAACAAGAGGUUUCUCUUCUGACGAAGCUUGGUCUUCUGGAAGAAGGUGAAAAAGAGUACAGAUUGCUGCUCUCCAUGAAUCCUGACAAUUACAGAUAUUAUGAAGGGUUACAAAGAUGCCUGGGGCUUUUUUCUGAAAAGGAUCAUUAUUCAUCAGAUGAGAUUGGUCAGUUAGAAGAAUUGUACGAGUCACUUGCUCAGCAAUACAACAAGUCAUCUGCUGUUAAGAGAAUCCCACUGGAUUUUCUUGAAGGUGAAAAGUUCCAGAAAGCGGUAGAGAGUUAUAUUCGUCCUCUCUUAACAAAGGGGGUUCCUUCAUUAUUUUCUGAUCUAUCCCCUCUCUAUGAUCACCCUGGAAAGGCAGAUAUCCUGGAACAUGUAGUUCUUGGGUUGGAGUUGUCCCUUAAGACAAGUGGUGGAUAUCCUGGGAGCUUGGAUAAAGAGCCACCUUCUACAUUGAUGUGGGCCUUGUUUUAUUUAGCUCAGCACUAUGACAGACGUGAUCAACAAGAUAUUGCUCUAGCAAAAAUUGAUGAGGCUAUAGUACACACUCCGACUGCGAUAGAUUUGUACUCUGUCAAGAGCAGGAUUUUAAAACAUGCAGGUGACUUCUUAGCUGCCGCUGCAAUGGCAGAUGAAGCUAGGUGUAUGGAUCUUGCAGAUCGCUAUAUUAAUAGCGAAUGUGUUAAACGCAUGCUGCAGGCUGAUCAGGUUACUCUGGCAGAAAAAACAGCUGUAUUAUUCACAAAAGAUGGAGAGCAACAUAACAACCUCUAUGACAUGCAGUGCAUGUGGUAUGAAUUGGCAUCAGGUGAAAGUUACUUGCGGCAAGGUGACCUUGGACGAGCUUUGAAGAAAUUCUUAGCUGUUGAAAAGCACUAUGCUGAUAUCGUUGAAGACCAAUUUGAUUUCCAUUCCUAUUGCUUAAGAAAAAUGACUCUCCGGACUUAUGUUGAAAUGUUGAAAUUUCAAGAUAGGCUCCAUUCACAUACUUAUUUUCGUAAAGCAGCUUUUGGAGCUGUCAGAUGCUAUAUUAAGCUGUACGAUUCUCCUUCUAAGCCAUCAGCUGAAGAAGAUGAUGAGAUGUCGAAGUUGCCACCUUCUCAAAGAAAGAAACUGAGGCAAAAACAAAAGAAGGCAGAAGCGCGAGCUAAGAAAGAGGCAGAAAUUAAAACGGAAGAAUCACAAGCCAGUAACGCCUCUAAAUCUGUGAAGCGUCAUGUGAAACCAGUAGAUCCAGAUCCACACGGUGAAAGGUUAUUGCAGGUUGAAGAUCCAUUGCUUGAAGCAACUAAGUAUUUGAAGCUUCUUCAGGAAUACUCACCUGAUUUCUUGGAGACACAUGUACUCUCUUUUGAAGUACAUAUGAGAAAGCAGAAACGCUUGUGUGCUUUGAAGGCAGUAAGGAAUUUAUUGCGGUUGAAUGCUGACCAUCCAGACACACAUCGUUGCUUGAUAAAAUUCUUUCACAAAGUAGGAUCCUUGCCUGCUGCAGUGACAACUGCUGAAAAGAUCAUCUGGGCUGCAAUUGAAGAAGAGCGACUGACAUAUGGUCAGUUGCGCGAGAAAUCUCUUCUGGAGGCUAAUGCCUCUUUCUUUGAGACACAUAAAGAUUCUUUGAUGCAUAGAGCAGCUGCAGCAGAAAUGCUGUUUGUUUUGGAAUCAAACAAGAAGGAUGAGGCUGUCAAAUUAAUUGAAGAAUCAAUCAAUGAACCCUUGUCAAUAAAAGGACUUCUUGGACCGGCGAGGAAAUGGAAGCUCAAAGAUUGUAUUGCUGUUCACAGUGUGCUAGAGAAAAUAUUUGAUGAUCAAGAUGUAGCCUUGCGAUGGAAAUUACGCUGUGCUGAAUAUUUUCCAUAUUCUACAUACUUCGGAGGCAAAAAGUGUUCUGCUAUCACAAAAUUGGCUCAUCACCAAACAGAGGAAACCUCUGAAAGUGCAGGUACAGUCAAUCCCCAUGCCACUGAAUUUUCAACGAAUGGAAACCUGGAGAAAUCAUAAGGGUCUAAGGAUUUGGCUGGCCAACUACAUUCAAGUCUUGUACUCAGCUAACCUGGCAGUUAGAUGGUUUUUGUCUGGCUGAUAACGCAUCCUUUUGAGACGUUGGAUUACCGUUUCAAGGAGGAGAAAUAUCCAGAGUGCUAAUUUUUGAUGUUUGUGCAAAUAGCUGGGAGUUUUGCUGUUGGUUUAGGACCUUUUCAUUGUGCCCCACUUUGACCUCUGCACGGUAAUUAUAUGAUUUCCUUGAGAAUGUGCGUGAACCGCUCCGAAUGUAAUAUGGUAGAACUUGCGCGCUAUAUUAGCUAUUUGACGGUGAGCUGUUGAGGCCGAGAUUCCGAGUCUUCUGUUGCCAACAUGAUGAGCAACUUUUCAAUUGAAGUGGCUCACUUGGAAUUGACCGGUCACUGGUUCUAGUUUAUUAUAAGCAGGAUACUCUUGAUAGUCAUAGCAAUUUGAAGAGCAUGUUGUACUUCCCAAUUUCAUUCACAUUCUUAAUGUAUAAAUGCUACUGCAUGUAAGAAAAUUUUGUCCUUACCUCAUAAAGUAAGACAUUUGAGAUUUGUAGCCAAGAAAUUCACACAAGGCAAUAUAUUCAGUUUCCUCUGCA